Messenger RNA from Myzus persicae (green peach aphid), 1755 nucleotides. Its product is annotated as alpha-tocopherol transfer protein-like. The record is from RefSeq and is a predicted model, not a curated record. NCBI's taxonomy places the organism in Eukaryota, Metazoa, Arthropoda, Insecta, Hemiptera, Aphididae. Gene Ontology annotation, cellular component: membrane. The transcript is spliced from 7 exons. Gene Ontology annotation, molecular function: phosphatidylinositol bisphosphate binding.
GUCGUCGACCGUCGUCACAGUCACUACCGCGCGCCGCUGGCAUUCGCCGACAGACCGUCGUCCCUUUACGUUCUCUCAUAGAUUUAUAAUAAUUUAUAAUUAUUGCAGUAAUAGAGCGAUAUUAUUUCGAUGAUGUUGUUUUGAUAAUAUUUUCAUAGUAUCACAUAUUAAGUAUUUAGUAUCGAAUAUUAAUCAGGUAGUUCGAAUUAAGGAGCUGAUCAAAGAAUCAAGAACCUGCACUGCAGUUGCGCGUCGCGAAAAAUCCAAAUCAUAUAAUAUAAUCGGUGCGUACCUACUAAUUACCGUCGAGUAGGUCACCCACGGCAGACGUCGGUUUUUCUUCUUUCGUUUUCCCCUUUAAUUGUUUCGCCCGAUCGCCUUGCGUAGCCCACCUAUAUCAUAGUAAUUUCGCACUGCGUUCGGAGUUGAGCGGCCUUGAACGGACGACAUUGACAGUGUUCUCAUAACAUAUAAAUAACCUAUAUAUAUUUACACCACACACACACACUCACACACACACGCACACGCACAACAACAACAACAACAAUAAUAAUAAUAAUAAUAAUAAUAGCUCGCGUGCGUUGUACCUACACAGGGCAGGUACGCAGUGCACUAAUAUAAUUUUGCUCGAGCACAAAACCGUUGUUUCGGCGAACGGCGGCGGCGGCGCGGCAGCAGCAACAGCGCGCAACCGGCUACGCGAUAUUUCAUGUGCCCGCCUCAACAGUAAUCAGUCAAUCGUGACACGGACGCUCGGACGGACGGACGGACUGACGGACGAAAACGCGCCCGAAAAUGCCGCAGCUCAUAUUGUCCAACAGCUAACGGAUCGCCCCGGCGGCCGUCGUCGUCGACGACCACAAACCCGUCGGCACGGACGUGGAUUUCCCCGACGUGCUGGCCGACCUGGACGUGGACGUGAAAGAGUUACCGGACUACGUGGUCGAGUACGGCCGAGUCCGGGUGGGCGAGACCGAGGAGUCCAGGACCAGGCUGGUGGCCGAACUCGAAGACAUGAUUUACGAGAAAGGGGAUGUUACACCACACAGGAUGGACGAAAAGUUUCUACUGCGGUUUUUAAGAGCUCGACAUUUCAAACUUAAUGCUACAUACAAACUAUUUGUGAAUUACUACAGAUUUAGAGAAAAUCAUCCAGACUACUAUACAAUAAACCCAUUGGAUUUGUCUUUCAUAGCCGAUUUAGAAGUACUAAGUGUUCUUCCUUAUAAAGAACAGACUGGCAGACGAAUUUUAAUUUAUAAAUUAGGUAAUUGGAACACCAACGAGUUCGACAUGAACGAAAUACUUAAAGCGUCGCUGGCCACGUUAGAGCUUGGCAUUUUAGAACCGAUGGCUCAAAUACUCGGCGGGGUGGUCAUAUUCGAUAUGAACGGAUUCACGCUUCAUCACGCUUACCAAAUCACGCCAAAAGUCGUUUCUACGAUUUUCGACCUCAUCGUCUAUGCCAUACCGAUGAAAACGUACGCGAUUCACAUAAUCAAUGAGUCGUGGGUGUUCGAAACGGUGUUCAAUCUCUUUAAGCCGCUUCUGGGCAAGCGUGUUAACGAAAUGUUAUUUUUCCACGGUAAAAAUAUGGACUCUUUACACAAGCACAUCGAUCCGAAAUAUUUGCCAAAAGUAUACGGCGGAGUGCGUCCGAAUUAUCCUUAUCAACAUUGGUUUAUUAAUUUGAAGAACAAUGCCGCAGUAGUAAAAGAAAUGGAAAGCUUGGGUUAUUGCAUUGAUCCUAAAUGA